AUGGCAACAAUGAGCCAACGGGAAGCAGCUAUUGUCUCAGUCUUUGAGCGCAACACGUAUUCCAUUGCCAACGUUGUUGAUGUCGCGCUCCAGGGCCGAGCGGCAGCGAGUCCCGAGGUGGACGUCCCCGAGGGCAAUGGGACGGGGUUUAUCUGGGACGAUCAGGGCCACGUAGUGACCAACUACCACGUCCUCCUAAGCUCCCUCAAAGGCCUGGGACCCGACCCAGCGGGGCGCGGCGGCAGCGGGGCAUCGCCGCCGUUGGUGGCCAAGGUGACGCUCACCAAUCCUGGCAACGACGUGGAACAGACCUUCGACGCAGUGCUGGUGGGCGCGGAUCGAACCCGGGACCUUGUGGUGUUGCAGUUGGUGGGAGCGCCUGCCUCGGUGUUGCGGCCCGUGCAGCUGGGAAGCAGUGGUUCUCUCCGAGUGGGGCAGCAGUGCUUGGCCAUUGGAAACCCGUUCGGCUUUGGACACACCCUCACAAGUGGUGUCAUUAGUGCCCUAAAUCGCGACAUCCGGAGCCCCCUCGGCACCACCAUACCAGGCGGCAUUCAAACAGAUGCCAGCAUCAACCCGGGCAACAGCGGUGGACCCCUGUUGGACUCUUCCGGGCGAGUCAUUGGAGUCAACACCGCCAUCUUCACACCCACAGGCAGCUCCAGCGGGGUUGCAUUCGCCAUCCCGGUUGACAUGGUGAAGCGGGUGGUUCCUCAGCUCAUUCAAAACGGCAAGGUGGUGCGGCCCAGCCUGGAUGCGCAGAUCGCCUCCGACAGCGUGGCUCAACGACUCAAGGUGGGGCGUGGGGCGCUCAUUCAGGCGGUCAGCUCGGGAGGUGCGGCGGACAAGGCGGGGCUGCUGCCCACGCGGCGCGGCCUCUCAGGAAUCAUCACCGGUGACGUCAUCCAGGCGGUCAACGGUCGCCCAGUCAACAGCGGCGGCGACCUGCUGGUGGCGCUGGACGGUCUCGCAGCCGGGGACACCGCAAAGGUGAAGGUGAUUCGGAGCACUGACCAGGGGUUGCAAGAGCUGGAACUGUCUAUCGUUCUUGGCGAGGAGAAGUAG
Molecule: messenger RNA, 1065 nt
Organism: Volvox carteri f. nagariensis
Lineage: Eukaryota; Viridiplantae; Chlorophyta; Chlorophyceae; Chlamydomonadales; Volvocaceae
Gene: deg8
Product: trypsin family
Exons: 12
Coding region: 1-1065 (354 amino acids)
Biological process (GO): proteolysis
Molecular function (GO): serine-type endopeptidase activity; protein binding
Source: RefSeq, a predicted model, not a curated record